Messenger RNA from Tripterygium wilfordii, 2549 nucleotides. RefSeq lists its product as uncharacterized. The transcript is spliced from 11 exons. Gene Ontology annotation, biological process: regulation of photosynthesis, light reaction. NCBI's taxonomy places the organism in Eukaryota, Viridiplantae, Streptophyta, Magnoliopsida, Celastrales, Celastraceae. The record is from RefSeq and is a predicted model, not a curated record. Bases 323 to 2431 code for a protein of 702 amino acids.
UAACAUGUUGUGCCAGAAGCAUUAAUAAUUUCUCAUACAAUAGUUACUAUUUGUUCAUUGUAUCCUAAUUCCCCUAGGAUCAUGUGUAAAAUUGGAUUUUGGAGCCCAUUGGGCUUGGAAUUUGGGCCACGCUCCAACCCACCAACCCUCAUACAAAUUUCCCACCACACGUUUCGCGAUUUUCCGAAUCAAAUUAGAAUUAACUGAGCCACCCAUUCGCGUCCACUAAAACGACAUAUAUGAAGCAUUCGUGAUCACAAACAACGGUCGUUUUAGUUCCCUCUCUGUUCCUCAGUCACUCUACUCUCUUCCAUCAUUCUCCAUGAUCACCUGCAAGGCUCCGAGCUUCGACUCCCAAACCCUAUCAAUCCGAAUCACGUACCAAACAACCGCGCAAUUUCUACGACAUAUACGAUUUAAGUCUUCUCGGCUCAACAACCGCCUAGCCUUUUCUUCCAAAAGAAGAAACUACGUGACGAAGAGAAACAGUCACAAAGCUCAUAAGAAACUGAAAGUAGUGGCUGAUUUCGAUGGGGACGGCGGUGAGGCAAGAGGAGGAGGAGGGGAGAGAGAGGUGCAUUGUGAGGUCGAAGUGAUAUCAUGGCGGGAGAGAAGAAUUAAGGGCGAGAUUUCGGUGAAUGCGGAUCUAAAAUCAGUCUGGAGUGCUCUCACGGACUACGAGAGGCUUGCCGAUUUUGUUCCCAAUCUUGUUAGUAGUUCGACAAUUCCUUGCCCUCACCCUGGCCGGAUAUGGUUGGAGCAGCGGGGAUUGCAGAGAGCACUAUAUUGGCAUAUUGAAGCUCGUGUUGUGCUGGAUCUCCAAGAAGUUCGCACUUCUGCCAAUCAUCAUGAACUCCACUUCUCCAUGGUCGAUGGGGACUUUAAAAAGUAUGAAGGGAAAUGGUCCUUACAAUCUGCGACAAGGUCUUCCGCUUCUAAACUUACAUAUGAAGUCAAUGUGAUACCUAGAUAUAACUUUCCUGCUAUUUUCUUGGAAAGGGUUAUCAAAUCUGAUCUUCCUGUGAAUCUUCGAGCCAUGGCUUGUCAAGCUGAGAGAAAUUUUGGAGGGAAUCAGAAAAUGCCAACCAAUAUCCUCACUCUGCCUGGUGGGGGUUCUGGUGGUGCUUUUCAUGAGAAGGAUAAAUUAUUAUCGGGAGAUUCAAAAGAGACUUAUUCCAGCUCCAAUUUUGGUCCCAUGCCUCAAUCUCCAAAUGAAUUGAAGAGUAACUGGGGUAUAUUUGGGAAAUUUUGCCAGCUUGGUAGGCCUUGUCUGGUGGACGAAGUUCAUCUGCGCAGAUUUGAUGGUUUAUUGGAAAAUGGGGGUGUUCAUCGAUUUGUAGUUGCCAGCAUAACUGUAAAGGCUUCUGUUCCUGCAGUUUGGAAUGUGUUGACUGCUUAUGACAGACUUCCUGACAUUGUUCCAAAUCUAGCCAUCAGUACGAUUUUAUCACGAGAAAACAAUAAAGUCCGCAUUCUUCAGGAAGGAUGCAAAGGCCUGUUGUAUAUGGUGCUUCAUGCACGUGUUGUUUUAGAUUUGUGUGAACAUCUUGAAUGCGAGAUCAGUUUUGAACAAGUGGAAGGUGACUUCGACUCAUUUAAAGGAAAAUGGCUCCUAGAGCAAUUAGGAAGUCAUCACACAUUACUAAAGUACAGUGUGGAGUCCAAAAUGCGCAGAGGUGCUUUUCUCUCUGAAGCAAUCAUGGAAGAGGUCAUAUAUAAAGAUCUCCCUUCGAACUUAUGUGCAAUUCGUGACUAUGUUGAGGAAAGGGAAGCCGUGAACUCUCUGGAAACAUGUGAUGAUACAGAAUAUCCAGAGACACUCAGUGCUUCUGGCAGCGAGAUUGGUGUUGAUUCUGAUGAGGCAGACGAGGUUGUAACUGAUAUCACUGCUCCUGUAUCAUCUAGACAAAGACCCAGAGUACCUGGCUUGCAGAGAGAUAUUGAGGUGCUUAAGUCUGAGCUGUUGAAAUUUAUUUCGGAACAUGGACAGGAGGGGUUUAUGCCCAUGAGAAAGCAACUUCGUCGGCAUGGUAGGGUAGAUAUUGAGAAGGCCAUUACACAGAUGGGUGGAUUUAGGAAGAUUGCAUCAUUGUUGAAUCUCUCCCUUGCUUACAAACAUCGCAAACCAAAGGGUUACUGGGACAAUCUUGCGAAUUUACAGGAAGAGAUUAGCCGAUUUCAGAGGAGCUGGGGAAUGGACCCAUCAUAUAUGCCUAGCCGAAAAUCUUUUGAGCGUGCAGGUCGUUAUGACAUUGCUCGUGCAUUGGAAAAAUGGGGAGGCCUUGGUGAAGUUUCUCGUCUUUUGUCACUUAUGGUGAGGCACCCAAAGAGGCAGACAAACAUCUCCAAGGAUAAGGAAGUUGGGCAUGCUGAAGAAACACAGAAAUGGGUUAUGAAAAUGAAGGAUUUGGACAUUAAUCGGGUUGAAUAAGUAAGCCUUUUGCGCGGUAGUUUGGCAGAACAAAUCAAUGGCAACGACAGCUUGUUUUAUCAUCGUAAGCCGGAAUGAUAUCCCUAUAUAUGAAGCUGAAGUUGGAUCUGCUGCUAAA